CGCGUCAGGAGACGGUAGGGCUUUUCUUCUCGGCACGUCGUCCCUUCCGUCCCUGUACGCCGUCGCCGCUCCCACAACCCAACCAUCCGACCCUCGUUGAGGUCUCCUCCUCCUUUUCUUGUUGCCGGCACCGCCAACUCCGACGGACGUCAUCGUCUUAUUUCCUUCGCUCUUCUUUUGUGCUGUGGUCUUCUUGGGAGAGGCAGAGAGCAAGGAGCCGGAGGAUGGCGCUGAGGCGGGCGCUGGGAUGGUCGGAUGGGGAACUGAUGCGGUCGGACGCAAAGCCGUGCACCCGCCUGAUGCGCCACACCGCAGGCAUCUUCAGCGUCGGUGGGGCCCUUGCUUUCUGGGUCCUCUGUCGCCUCCACUAUGGUCCGAGGAUAACAAACCCACGGAGUCUACGCUGGGCUUCAUGCGGAGCAAUAUCAGUAAGCUCCACUUCCGCUUUACUUGUCCGCCUUUUUAGUCCGGAAUGUGAGCCUCAAAAUAUAGCUGCUUUUGACAAGCCCAAAUGAGUAUCUGCCAUCUCUUCGAUAUCUGUACUGUUUAUGUGCUUGAGGAACUUGUUAUGGUUUUUUUUUAGGCCAUUGUGGAUGAGGUCAACAGUUACUCUUUAAACAUGUCUUCUUGUCACAAGGCCAUGCUAUAUUAACUUAUUUACAUUCUGAUUGAAUUCAGUCAAUUCUGAUUACAAACUUUUAUUUUAAAUAUUUAAAUAAAUGCUUUAUAAUUUGCUGAA
Musa acuminata AAA Group (dessert banana) is the source of this 739-nucleotide messenger RNA. RefSeq lists its product as uncharacterized. The coding region runs from base 225 to 515 and encodes 96 amino acids. Lineage: Eukaryota; Viridiplantae; Streptophyta; Magnoliopsida; Zingiberales; Musaceae. The record is from RefSeq and is a predicted model, not a curated record. The transcript has 2 exons.